This is a messenger RNA of Eptesicus fuscus (big brown bat), 1152 nucleotides long. It is a transcript of the gene MYL5, whose product is annotated as myosin light chain 5. Gene Ontology annotation, cellular component: cytoplasm. Gene Ontology annotation, molecular function: calcium ion binding. The record is from RefSeq and is a predicted model, not a curated record. The coding region runs from base 389 to 1099 and encodes 236 amino acids. NCBI's taxonomy places the organism in Eukaryota, Metazoa, Chordata, Mammalia, Chiroptera, Vespertilionidae. The transcript has 10 exons.
AGGGUUCCCAUGGCAACUGGCUGGGGCCCGCCCCGGGGACUCCCCACGCGAGCAUUCUGCCCCCGCCCCGCGCCUUUGGGAGAAGCUCCCUGAGAGCCAGGGCUUGGGGCCCGGAGGGUCGGCUCUGCCGGCUGCCGUGGAAGGGGCGGGGGCGGGGGAAGCCCACUGCCUACUCCUCACCAAGCCCCGGCCUGAACUGCACCUAAAGGGGAGGGACUGCGGGGCACGAGGCUCAGACAGGACUGCAGCGGAGGCAAGGGUUCAGAGCGGUGCCAGGAACACCCACCCAGCUGUUGUGGCUGCACAGACCCCGCCAUGCCCUCAUCCCUGCACACCCAGGGCUGCAACUGCUGCCCCGCUGGGGACCAGGACAUCAGACUCUGACUUUAUGCUAACGGGCACCUACGGCCCUGGCACGUGGGAGGACCAGGGAGGGCACAGACCAUCGCACCGGCGGACCUGGCAUGCGGGGUACCCAGAACAAACCCAUCUACUGCUGGCCCCCUGCACGGUCCGCUGGCUCCUUGGACCCCCAGCCAGCUCCUGGCUGGACUGCAGACGGAGCAGGGCCAAGUUCAAGGCCAGCAGGAAGACCAAGAAGAAGGAGGGGGGUGCCCUCCGGGCGCAGAGGGCGUCCUCCAACGUCUUCUCCAACUUUGAGCAGACGCAGAUCCAGGAGUUCAAGGAGGCCUUCACGCUGAUGGAUCAGAACCGAGACGGCUUCAUCGACAAGGAGGACCUGAAGGACACCUACGCCUCCCUGGGCAAGACCAAUGUGAAGGACGAGGAGCUGGACGCCAUGCUGCAGGAGGCCUCGGGGCCCAUCAACUUCACCACCUUCCUCAACAUGUUCGGGGAGAAGCUGACUGGUACGGAUGCCGAGGAGACCAUCCUGAACGCCUUCAAGAUGCUGGACCCCGAGGGCAAAGGCAGCAUCAACAAGGACUACAUCAAGCGGCUGCUCAUGUCCCAGGCGGACAAGAUGACUACAGAGGAGGUCGACCAGAUGUUGCAAUUUGCAAAGAUCGACGCUGCAGGCAACCUGGACUACAAGGCGCUGAGCUAUGUGCUCACCCAUGGGGAGGAGAAGGAGGAGUGAGGGGUGCCCCCAGCCCACCCCGACUGGUGUGGCCAGUUCAAUAAACCUGAACC